Molecule: messenger RNA, 588 nt
Organism: Thecamonas trahens ATCC 50062
Lineage: Eukaryota; Apusomonadida; Apusomonadidae
Exons: 3
Coding region: 106-546 (146 amino acids)
Cellular component (GO): myosin II complex
Molecular function (GO): calcium ion binding
Source: RefSeq, a predicted model, not a curated record
ACAGCGAGUGUGUCGCCGUUCGGCUUCCUGUGGCGGGAGAGCUCGAGGCUCGAGGGGAGACCGAGACCAAGACAGCCACACACGUCUUGCAGACCACAGGCAACCAUGGCAGAGUCUUCACUGGAGGAGACGUUCAAGCUGUUCGACAUGGAGGGUGUGAACAAGAUCAAAAAGUCGGAUGUGGGCAACGUGAUGAGGUGCAUGAAGCUGCGCCCGGACGAGGGCCAGCUUGCUGAUCUAAUGGCAGAGUUUACCUCGGGCAACGAGGUGACGCUUGACGAAAUGCGCCAGAUCGUCGACAAGUACCCGUCGAUCGCCACCCACGAGCUCGACCCGGAGGCCAUCAAGCAGGCGCUGUACAUCUUCGACAAGAAGGGGACCCGUGAGAUCCCGCGUGCAGAGUUCCUCUCGGUCAUGUCGUCGACCGCCUUUGGCCACCCGUUCUCCAACGCCGAGAUCCAGAACCUCCUUAACCUCCUCGGCAUCGACGACGACGCCGACGUCCCCAUCGACGCCAUGGUCGACAAGUUUGCCGAGGACCUCUGAUCGCUCACUUGCCUCUACACAGUAAACUCCGCAUACGUCCCG